AUGGAGCCAGAUGUUGUCAGCAUUACCCAGUUAGUUUCCGAUUUUGAUACAUAUAUAAGUCUGUCAAUAAAGACUCCGGACUACGCGAGCGCCUCCGACGCAAAAGACAUCGCGCCAGAUCUUGCCCGCCGUCUAGCGGCCAACCCCUCAAACCGAGGCAUUCUCCAAUGCCUUGGCUAUCGAGGAAGCGGCGGCUUGGAGCUGGUUUUUGAAGUUCCGGAUGAAUUUACCCAACCCCAAACGCUGAAAGACCUCAUUGCUGGCGAUGGUUUGCAGCCGGAGGCACGCUACGAGAUGAAGCAUGACAUCUAUAGUCUCGGUGUUUGCCUUCUCGAGAUUGGCCUCUGGGAGCCCUUUAUCGUCCAAAAGGAUAGCGAUCCGUUUAUGUGUGACGAGUAUUGCCGCAUGGCUGUCGCGUCCAAUAUUGUGGAGCAAGAACACUCCGAUCAGAUAGCCAAGCUGACAUUGCCCAAGGCGUUGCAAGAAGUUAUGAUUACUUUAGCAAAGGAUGCGCUGCCUCAGAGAAUGGGACUUGCUUUCACUGAUCUGGUCCCCCCCCAUGUCUUACAUGUCUGGAAGGUGUAUCUGGGGAUCCAAAUGAUGAAACGGAUGUCGGUGUGA
This is a messenger RNA of Morchella importuna, 621 nucleotides long. RefSeq lists its product as uncharacterized. Bases 1 to 621 code for a protein of 206 amino acids. Lineage: Eukaryota; Fungi; Ascomycota; Pezizomycetes; Pezizales; Morchellaceae. The transcript is spliced from 5 exons. The record is from RefSeq and is a predicted model, not a curated record.